This is a messenger RNA of Medioppia subpectinata, 483 nucleotides long. NCBI's taxonomy places the organism in Eukaryota, Metazoa, Arthropoda, Arachnida, Sarcoptiformes, Oppiidae. The record is from the annotation of a GenBank genome assembly.
AUGAUCCAAACAAGCCUUCAAGUGAUUGCCAAUCAAAGCGGUGCCUAUCGUUGUUUUGCCACUAAUGACAACAUCACUACAAUUCACAGCCAGAUCUCGUUUAUAGUGACCGAUGCUAUAAACGGAUUCUCAAUCAUAUCAUCGACUGAUGAGCCUACAGUACGGGAGGACAUAAGCCUCACCUGUAAGGCCAGUGUUUACAACUAUACAGAACUCAAUUGGAUUAGAAAACCAUUGGACGGAAUAAUAGAGUCAGACGAUGAGUACAAUCUGACGGUACAAAUAAGUGAUUCCGGAGUUUAUGUCUGCGAAGCGCUCACUCGUGAUAAUCAACAAACCAAACAUGAGAUUGAAUUUAAACUCGAUAUACAAAACAUAUCAGCGCCGGUUAUGAUUGAGUCUAAUAUGAAAGACAAUGUGAUAGAGAAGACUCCAUACACUCAAUUGGAGUUGCGAUGUAUGGUUAGGGGAAGACCUAAACCA